AUGACCACUCGAGGGUGAAGCUGAAAGCUGACGUCAACCCGUCUCGCUCCGACUACAUCAACGCCAGCACCAUUAUUGAGCACGACCCCCGGAUGCCGGCCUACAUUGCCACCCAGGGACCGCUGUCCCACACCAUCUCUGACUUCUGGCAGAUGGUGUGGGAGAACGGCUGCACCGUCAUCGUGAUGUUGACCGCCCUGGUGGAGGACGGAGUGAAACAGUGCGACCGCUACUGGCCUGAUGAAGGCUCGUCCCUCUACCACAUCUAUGAGGUGAACCUGGUGUCGGAGCACAUCUGGUGCAACGACUUCCUGGUGCGCAGUUUCUACCUGAAGAACGUGCACACGCAGGAGACCCGCACGCUCACGCAGUUCCACUUCCUCAGCUGGCCUGCGCAGGGCAUCCCCACCUCCACACGCCCCCUGCUGGAUUUCCGCAGGCUGCAGGCUCCAGAGCGGGGCCCACUGGCUCCAAACGGCUUCACAGUCCCAGCAGCGGGAGACGAGUGUUCUUUCAGGAGAGAGUUGUCCGUCUGCUUGGACCUGGACGAUCGCGUGAAGAGGAACAGCUGA
Messenger RNA from Nematolebias whitei (Rio pearlfish), 572 nucleotides. RefSeq names its product receptor-type tyrosine-protein phosphatase-like N. Gene Ontology annotation, cellular component: secretory granule. NCBI's taxonomy places the organism in Eukaryota, Metazoa, Chordata, Actinopteri, Cyprinodontiformes, Rivulidae. The record is from RefSeq and is a predicted model, not a curated record. Gene Ontology annotation, biological process: protein dephosphorylation. Gene Ontology annotation, molecular function: protein tyrosine phosphatase activity.